Dovyalis caffra is the source of this 612-nucleotide messenger RNA. The record is from the annotation of a GenBank genome assembly. Lineage: Eukaryota; Viridiplantae; Streptophyta; Magnoliopsida; Malpighiales; Salicaceae.
AUGACUGACCCAGAGCAACAAGAACCAAUAACCUACACUACCCACCACCUCUCGAUCCCAUCUGGUUUAAACCACUCCGAAUUCGACGACUUAAACCCCCUCAUAAGUGAGUUCCAUGCCUAUAGAAUCAGCCCAGGCCAAUGCUCUUCUCUCCUAGCCCAACGUAUAAGCGCACCAAACAACAUCGUUUGGUCAAUUGUUCGCCGUUUCGACAAGCCACAGACCUACAAGCACUUCAUCAGAAGCUGCAGCGUGAGCCCAGGCUUCACAAUGACCGUGGGAUCCACACGAGACGUGAACGUGAUCUCUGGCUUGCCUGCAGCAACAAGCACGGAGAGGCUUGAUAUAUUGGACGAUGAACGGCAGGUCACGGGGUUUAGUAUUAUUGGAGGAGAACAUAGGUUGAGGAACUACAGGUCGGUAACGACAGUGCAUGGGUUCGAACGUGAAGGGAAGAUCUGGACCGUUGUUUUGGAAUCAUAUAUCGUUGAUGUACCAGACGGGAAUACCGAGGAAGACACACGGCUGUUUGCUGACACUGUUGUCAGGCUGAAUCUCCAAAAACUUGCGUCUGUUGCUGAAGUCUUGGCUCGCGACGGUGACGGUACAUAA